Messenger RNA from Heterobasidion irregulare TC 32-1, 2340 nucleotides. Its product is annotated as polysaccharide lyase family 8 protein. Bases 1 to 2340 code for a protein of 779 amino acids. The record is from RefSeq and is a predicted model, not a curated record. The transcript is spliced from 8 exons. Gene Ontology annotation, molecular function: carbohydrate binding; lyase activity. Lineage: Eukaryota; Fungi; Basidiomycota; Agaricomycetes; Russulales; Bondarzewiaceae. Gene Ontology annotation, cellular component: extracellular region. Gene Ontology annotation, biological process: carbohydrate metabolic process.
AUGAAGCUCUUAACGUUGUCCCUUACGUCUCUCUUCGUGAUCUUUACUGUCCUAGGAAGCCAUGCAACGCAGGAUUCAUUGGGAUCUGCCAGCGUAUCAUUGGCUGGUGCUUCUGUCCCUCAGGAUGUACAGGUAGUAUCCGGUCGAAGAAUAUCCAUCAUUGUUGAGUCCGUUACUGGUUCAUCUUCCAUCUGUAGCUGGUUCUCGUCUAGGUUGUCCACACUUGGCCCGGAUGGAAAAUGGCCAGACUCUGAAAUUAACUAUACGACAGGCUGCGAUGCGCAAACUGGCAGUUGGCCGGCUCAGGCGCAUUGGCAGCGGAUCACUACUCUGGCUGCUGCUUGGCAUGGUGGCCUAUCUGGUGCGAGCCAGUGGGUCCAAAGCAGCCAACUUAGGACAGCUAUAUCCUUGGCGAUGCAAUAUUGGUAUGAAAACGACUUCUCUGACCCAUCGUGCUUGGACGAAGGUGGCGACGACGCCUGCCCCUGUGGGACUCCAGGAUUUUGGAACACUAACUGGUUUUCGAAUAUCAUCCUAAUUCCAGGUUUCGUUGGCGAAACUUGCCUGUUGCUCAACAACACGCUUUCAUCCAGCGAAUUAGGCAACUGCACGAAGAUAACUGGUCGCGCUUAUAAUACUUUCCUCACUGGUAUCAAUGGAGUCAGUUCAAUCACCGGCGCAAACCUCUUGGACAUUGCUAGUAUCGGUGUCGACCUUGGUUUGUUGAUUGCGAACGAAACUCUUCUUGAUGAUGCCUUUGGACGGGUUCAUGACGAGGUCGUCAUUCAGAAUGCUGUGAAGGCUGAUGGCAUUCGAGCCGAUGGCAGCUUUGGUCAGCAUUCGGGCAUACUAUAUAACGGCAACUAUGGCAAAGACUACUCGAAUGACGUUUUGGAUUUUGAGAUCGAGGCUGCAGGGACCGAAUACCAAGCGACUACCGAUUCACGAAGCGCAUUCGAAGUUCUCUGGGAUGGCAAUCAAUGGAUGAUAUUUCGCAAUACUCUGACAAAUGUUCUGCACUGGGACUUUAGCGUAUUAGGCCGAUUCAUCAGCCUACCUGUCGCAGAUGAUCAGGCGACAGAAAACCUGAAAACAAACCUCACUGAAUUACGGGCCCUGGGGCAAGACUGGGAUUCGACUUUACUAAAUCAAGUCUUCAACAGCUUGUCCAUGAACACGACUGACGCAAAUGCGGGAGCAUUGGAAGGGAACCGUAUGUUUUAUGCUAAUGAUUACAUGGUUCAACGUGGCAGUGGAUAUGUCACGACUCUACGGAUGUAUUCAAAGCGAACCCAAAACUCAGAAUGCACAAAUGCUCAGAACCCGUUCGGUUUCCACCUUAGCGACGGCACACUCUACACUUACCUAACGGGCGACGAAUACGAAGAUAUCUCCGCCGCAUGGGAUUGGAACUUAAUCCCAGGAACGACCGUGGAUUAUGGAGCAACUACUCUGACUUGCAGCGGUGUUCGGCACACGGGCACACAAGCAUUCGUCGGCGGCGCCUCGGACGGAACGAUUGGAGUAGCUGCGAUGCGAUACGAGACGCCGUCAUCAAAAACACUGAACUGGCGCAAGACGUGGUUUUUCUUAGAUGACAACGUUCAGCACGUCAUGGUUGCGCGCAUAAGCUCUACAACGAGUGCACCGGUGUACUCUGUCCUGGAUCAAAGGAGGCACGACGGAGACAUUUUGGUCGACGGCGUCGCACGCGAGAGUGGGAACUACUCUGGGGUGUCCUCGCUGUGGCACGGCGGAGUUGGAUAUACCUUCAAUUCGUCCAACGCGGCGGUGUCUUUGUCCGUGCAGGUUGGCGAGCGCACAGGAGACUGGUCUGUGAUUGGGACGUCGAAACAGCCGCCCACGACGGUGGACCUCUUCUCGGCCUGGCUGAGUCACUCCGACCUCAGCACAGCUAUAGAUUAUACUAUCUAUCCUGCAACAACUGCAUCUUCGUUCCAAUCCAAAUCUGCUUCCUCUCAGCUGACAAUCAUCCGCAACGACGGUUCCAUUUCUGCUGUUUUCGAUGGCGCAAACAAGGUAGCUAUGUUUGUAUUCUGGGAGACGACCGGGGGAAAGACAACGAUUCCAGCGACGAGCAACAGCGCUCCUAUCACGAUCACAUCAAAUGGGAGCGCGGCGGUAAUCGUGAGGAUGGACGGUUGGAACGUGACGGUCUCGGAUCCUACACAGUUAUUGAGUACCCUUACGGUGAACUUCACUCUUGGCUCCGGACUCGUUCCUGCAGGAUGGGGGUCCGCCAAGAGUCACGCGUUGACUUUCAAUCUUCCCAGCGUGGGGCUUGCUGGAAGCAGUCUGUCACAGUUGCUUGUGAACUGA